CAGUAACACAGCUUGUUUCUAAGGGGACUCAUAAUAGAGUUGCACACACUAUGGUAUCUCAGGGAUGUGUGAAGCAGAAAAGAAGGACCUGUAUGCUGUCCUGGGAGCCGGCCCCUCAGACUCAGUCCAGCAGCUCAGACACAGAUACCAGCAGCUGGCCUUACAGUACCACCCAGACCGUCUUAGGGGUGAGUGUUCUUCAGAAGCUGAGUCUGGUGCAAAGAAGUUUCUGGAAGUUGAUGCAGCCUGGAGGAUCCUCAGCGACGAGGCCACCAGGAGACGUUAUGACCUGCAGAGGAGAGCUCAGGAAUUGAAACAGGAUUGGCCUGUAGACUCUACAGUCCGUCUUGAGGAAAUGACCUGGGACCAGGAUGAGUGUGCGUACACAUACUGUUGUCGCUGUGGAGGAGCAUUCAGCGUGUCCGAGGAGGAGGUGGAGGAGGAGACGCAGAAGAGGCAGCAGGAUGAGGACGCGGAGGGAACGGGAGAUGGACGGCACAGAGGAGUCGUUGUCUGCUGUGAUACAUGUUCCCUCAGUGUGGACGUCACAUGGUCAUUACAUAGAAUGACUCCAACGUCAAAGAGACACAAAUAAGUGAACUGUUUAACUGUUCAACAUCUCAGAUUUCAUGUUCAUCACUGGCAACGGGGCACCAAUAAACAGUGUACUGAAAACAAA
Messenger RNA from Limanda limanda (common dab), 679 nucleotides. RefSeq names its product DnaJ (Hsp40) homolog, subfamily C, member 24 (gene dnajc24). Gene Ontology annotation, biological process: positive regulation of ATP-dependent activity. The transcript is spliced from 5 exons. Lineage: Eukaryota; Metazoa; Chordata; Actinopteri; Pleuronectiformes; Pleuronectidae. The record is from RefSeq and is a predicted model, not a curated record. Gene Ontology annotation, molecular function: ferrous iron binding; ATPase activator activity. The coding region runs from base 65 to 595 and encodes 176 amino acids.